AUACGACAGUCUAACCACUAAGCCGUACACCUGAAACCGGUACAAAAUAAAAUUGAAAGUAAAAAAAAAAAAAAUGAAAGCGAUCGGUCUGAAUGGAAAUAGACAGCCCUGGAAAGUAUGUCACAUGGCCUCAUUUCGUGCCUUGUCAGUCCUGUGAAGUUGACAGUGCUGGCAGCUGAGGACUCUCAGACUCCUUGUGCCCAAAGUCUCACAACGUGGGAGUGGCCUCGUUGAGCCUCGAACCAAGGUUCACUGCCAAGCCAUUGCCAUAAACCAGGAAGCCAUAAAGUCUUCCCAGAACUGCUCAGGGGACAGUACCCUUGAACCCAGCCCUGCAAGAUGUUGGCUGAAUGUGUGGUUUUCAGAAAACCUGAGAGCCUGAAGGUGGCAGCCCUGGGAUAAGCAGCCCUUUCUGUGGGCAGUAGGAACCUUCCGGUCCAGAGGAGUGGCUGUCCCUCACCUGGACUUAUGACCCGCGGCCUCGUCCCCAGCCCGCCUACUGAGUUCCACAAGAUGGGCUCCUUCCGCAGGCCCAGACCGCGCUUCAUGAGCUCUCCGGUGCUCAGUGACCUGCCCCGAUUCCAAGCCACGCGGCAGGCCCUGCAGCUGAGCUCCAACUCGGCCUGGAACAGCGUCCAGACAGCUGUGAUCAAUGUCUUCAAAGGCGGAGGCUUGCAAAGCAACGAGCUCUAUGCACUGAACGAAAAUAUCAGGCGGCUGCUGAAGAGUGAACUUGGAUCGUUCAUUACAGACUAUUUCCAGAACCAGCUUCUUGCAAAAGGACUGUUGUUUGUGGAGGAGAAGAUUAAGCUGUGCGAAGGUGAAAAUCGCAUUGAGGCUCUGGCUGAAGUCUGGGACCACUUCUUCACUGAGACUCUCCCCACCCUGCAGGCAAUAUUUUAUCCAGUCCAGGGCCAGGAGCUGACCAUCCGCCAGAUCUCCCUGCUGGGCUUCCGAGACCUGGUCCUGCUCAAGGUGAAGCUGGGCGACCUGCUGCUUCUGGCCCAGUCCCAGCUGCCCUCGUCCAUUGUCCAGAUGUUGCUCAUCCUGCAGAGUGUUCAUGAGCCCACCGGCCCAAGUGAGGGUUACCUGCAGCUGGAGGAGCUGGUGAAGCAAGUGGUUUCUCCUUUCCUGGGCAUCAGUGAGGACCGCAGCGCCUCAGGCCCCGUGUACACGCUGGCCAGGCGCCACUCCCGGGUCCGGUCCAAGGUCACUGUCCUGAACUACGCUUCCCCGAUGGCCACCAUCAGCCGGCCACUGAAUGAAAUGGUCCUGACCCCCCUGACAGAGCAAGAGGGGGAGGCCUACCUGGAGAAGUGUGGCAGUGUCCGGCGGCACACGGUGGCCAAUGCCCACUCGGACAUCCAGCUGCUGGCCAUGGCCUCCAUGAUGCACCCGGGGUUAGGCGAGGAGCCCAGUGCCGAGGACAAGUGCCUGCUCCUGCCACCCAGCUUCUCCGCACCCCACCGCCAGUGCUCCAGCGAGCCCAACAUCACCGACGGCCCCGACCAGGCGGAGGAGGUGGCCGGGGGCAGCCAGGAGGACUCGGAGGCGAACAGUGCUUCCCUCGGCUGAAUGCCCAGCUCCAGGACGUCCCAGCUCCGGCCUAGCAACCAGGAUAAGGACGGUUCCAUCCUGUGAAUCACCAAGGGGCUCCUCCUUUGGGCAACUGCUGCCUCCUGUCUUCUUGGGGACAGGCCUAGCCUAAGUGCCCUCGGGGAACCCUAGUUGUAAACCUCUCCGUUUUCGUGACUGUGACCACCCCUUCGCAGCCACACGGACCCAACUGCCUAAUAUUCACUUGCUGACUUCCAGCCUUGCCUGCCUGACUUGGAUCCUCAUCGCUGGGCUCUCGCCCUUCAGAUGCUGGACCGUCCGAUGGUCCCAACGACGUAUCCCAGUGCCCUUGGCAUUGCCAUAGCAGGGGGUUAUCUGAGCAGCGCGUGAAGCCAGCAAGGAUGUGUUGGCUUUUGGAGUUCCCCUUUAGGUCUGGUGAGGCAGAGGCUUGUGGGUGAAAAGAUACCUCUCCUCCUCUGUGUGUGUCGGUGCGAAGGGAGAGGAGAGAGCAGCCACUACCUACCAGGGCUCUGGGCCAAGUGCCUUCCUUGUUUCAGGCUCAGAAUUACUGGGAAAGAAUCACCCACUGGCGGUAGGGUCCAUCCGCACCUCCAUCCGGGUCCAGCAGGGUGGGGCCCGAAGGCAGGGGAAACCUGGCUUGGAUGAAGACUCUGCAUUGCCCUCUCAGGCUUCCUCCUGAGCUCGAGGAACUAACCUCCCUGGUGGAGUAGCUGAUGCCUUCAUCCCUUUUACUUUAGAGACGGACCGUUUUCUGUUUGUCGUGGGUGAAGGGCCGGCUGAUACCGACCCACAAGUGUGUUCCUGGAUUUGACUUGAAUUUUCAAAGCGUGCAUCGUCUCGAAAACAGUUGUUUGCAAAUAUUUGCACAUAGGAUGUUUCACUGCUCCUUUCCGACGGCGUGUGUCUUCAAGCUGAGAAAUAAGGACGCCCUCCAGGGAAGGGAGACUGGACGGGUUCGGGGGCGAGAGUGGUCCGUGGUGGGCAGGGUUCAGAGGCCGCGGAACUCGAGCAGCUGGAUUCACAUCCAGAAUGGCCUGUGUGUGUGAGCAUCGUGGUUUGUAGGAGAAGCUGCAGCGAGGUAGGGAGACAGCUUGCCUUGUGGGCAGACGGUUGCAGCAAAUGGAAUGUCUCCACGCUUCCCAUGGGGGGAGAUGGAGGAGACGUCCAUUCCCCGUGAUUAAAGGAGAAUCUGGGUGCGCUGGGAAUUUCUGACGUGGGAGCUCUCCACGUGCGGUCGGGGCAGCAGGCUCUGGGGCUGCGCUGCCUCCGCACCCUGCUCCCCCGGGUCUGGGCUCGCGGUCCAUCUCAGACCUCUGUUCUGCUCUGAAUUCACCUGUUGGCCCCACUCACAACAGGUCCAGGAGAAAGGAGAAGGCUCCCCUGGACCCUUCUGGCACCCUCUAGGUACCCUAUUAGGCUUGGAAGCUCUGUGAAUAAAAUCUAGAGACGUGAGUCAGCCUGGCUUCCCCUGGGGGGGCGGGGGGCGGCUACGAGGGCAGAGGACAGUUGCGGCAGCUCCCCGAAGCCUUGACAACCUUUCCCUUCCAGGGGAAGAUCUGAAACGUGACCAGAGUUGUGCUUCUGAUGGCUUGUGAUUGGGACAUCGUGUCUAACGUGUUGUUUCAUGUUCAUCCUGCUACAAGAGUGAUGGGAGGGAGAUGUUCACAGGAGACCUGAGAAUUUCAAACGACAACAAAAAAUCUUGGGGUGUGCGUUGGAUAAAGCUCACAGAUGGAUGAACACGCAUUAGCAGAUGGCACAUCAGUAGGUAACAACCCGACAAUUUAUUUAGCUGAUGGCUUCUGUCCUGUGGUACACUAAGCACUGGGGACUGGUAUUUAUCGAUCCAGGCAAAGUAAUUAAUGAUGCUUGGGUUUGGGUUAUUUUUUUCCUGUUUACAACAUUAGCAAUACACAUGCUUUUAAAUGCCUUUCCCAUACCGCAAAUGACCCUGAUGAGGACAGCAGUCACUGGGUCAAAUGUGUGGGUUCAGACGGGGAGUGCCGGGCCAGACCCGGGGGACUAAAUUUUGCCGGUGACUGGUAGCCGGGUGUACAGCUCCACCUGGAUGUACACGCCUGAGGUUUGCACAGCAAACAUUUCGGACUGUACAUAGGAGAAUUGUGUUCGGGUUCAUGGGCAUCUUAACACUCUCAGAGCUGGUGCAAGGGGGACAGUUGUUGUGUUUUAACCACUGCCUCUGCCCUUUAUGAGACAAAGAUUCAUCUUUGUUGUCUGAGCGAGGAUGUUCCUGUGGCUGAGGUUUAAUGACAGGAAGCGAUCAUGACACUAAACUCUGAGCGAGCUCACAAACCAAAACCCUUCCACAGUGUCUGUCUCCAACAUGGAUUCAAUAAAGAUCAUUUCGUAUGCAUUACC
This is a messenger RNA of Phyllostomus discolor (pale spear-nosed bat), 3957 nucleotides long. RefSeq names its product proline rich 5 like (gene PRR5L). The transcript is spliced from 9 exons. Bases 469 to 1575 code for a protein of 368 amino acids. Gene Ontology annotation, cellular component: TORC2 complex. Gene Ontology annotation, biological process: TORC2 signaling. The record is from RefSeq and is a predicted model, not a curated record. NCBI's taxonomy places the organism in Eukaryota, Metazoa, Chordata, Mammalia, Chiroptera, Phyllostomidae.